This is a messenger RNA of Penaeus chinensis, 1170 nucleotides long. RefSeq names its product vegetative cell wall protein gp1-like. The coding region runs from base 1 to 1170 and encodes 389 amino acids. The transcript is spliced from 2 exons. The record is from RefSeq and is a predicted model, not a curated record. NCBI's taxonomy places the organism in Eukaryota, Metazoa, Arthropoda, Malacostraca, Decapoda, Penaeidae.
AUGUCUCAUCUCUUAUGGAGACAUAGAUAUAACAUUAAGGUCACCCGGACAGAAACCAGAGCACAAGAUGACAAGCCACCGCCCGCUGUGUCGCGGCUCUCUCCCCUCUCUCGCCCUGAGCACGCCGCUCGUGCCCGCUGUGUCGCCCGCCCCCUGUCGCUCGGCCCCGUGCGCUGCGCCCUGCGCGCCGCCGUCGAGUCGUCCCUUGCGCGUCGACUCGCGCUGCCGCUCCCCCCUCUCGUCGUCCCUCGCGCGUGCGCGCGUGCCCAGCUCGAGCGUCCAGCGCCCGCCAGACCCCCGCUCUCUCCCGCGCCUCUCCCCGCCCCCCGCGCUCGGCAGCGCUCCCCCACAGCGCGCCGCGCGCCCCUCUCGCCGCCUCGCUCGCCGCGCGCCCCCUCGCCGCGCCCCGCGCGCUCCUCUCUCCCCUCGCUUCGGCCCGCGCUCGUGCCACGCGCCCCGCGUCUCUCCCUCGCGCAGCCGCCGCCCCUCGCGCGCCCUCGCGCACAGCCUGCCCCUCUCGCGCACUGCCUCGCGCCGCGCGCACCGCGCUCGCCCGCCGAAUCUCCUGCUCUGCCCCUCUCUCGCCCUCCUCGCGCCGAUGCCCCUCUGCUUCUUCACUCGCGCGCCUGCGCGCCCCUCGCGUCGCCCGAGCCGCGCCGCCCCCCCGCUCGUCGCACCCGCUCCCCGCUCGCGCCCGUCGCGCGCCGCGCCACCCUCGCUCUCCCUCUGAUCGCCGCGCGCCCCUCGCGCGCCCGCCCUCGCAGCUCCCCCCGCUCACGCCCGCGCGCUCCCGCCCAACCUCGCCGCCGCGCGCCCCGCCUCGCCCGCGCGCCCCUGCUCCCCGCGCGCUCCCUCGCGCGCCGCUCCCCCCCGCGCUCGCCCUGCGCGCCCCUCGCGCUGCCCGCGGCUCUGUCCGCGGCGCCCCUCCGUCGCCCGCGCGCGUCCGGCUCUCCCCGCGCGCUGCCCUCCCGCCUCGCGCCCCUCGACCGUCCCGCGCGUCCCCGCGCGCUCCCGCUCGCGCAGCGCUCCCCUCGCGCGCCCGCGCUGCGUGCCCGGCGCGACGCCGCGACCGACUACCUCCCGCCGGUGCCACCACCAACACUACGCCUGCCCAUCACCGCCAAGCCCCCGAGUCCCUCCCACCUCCGAACUAACAGUGUCAUCCCAUAA